CCCACGGCGGCAGGCAGCUGGGGGUGGGGGGGCGGCCCUGGAGUAGGGGCUGUGGCGGUGCGCGGGGACCCGGUGCGGUGGCUGCGGUGGCUGCAGGGCUGACGAGAAACUACUAAAGUUCCUGUGGAAGUAAAGUAGAAUUUCAUAAGAACAUAAUGGAUGGAGAAGAGAAAACCUAUGGUGGCUGUGAAGGCCCUGAUGCCAUGUAUGUCAAAUUGAUAUCUUCGGAUGGUCAUGAAUUUAUUGUAAAAAGAGAACAUGCGCUAACAUCUGGAACAAUAAAAGCCAUGUUGAGUGGCCCAGGUCAGUUUGCUGAGAACGAAACUAAUGAAGUCAAUUUUAGAGAGAUUCCUUCACAUGUGCUAUCAAAAGUAUGCAUGUAUUUUACCUACAAGGUUCGCUACACUAACAGCUCCACAGAGAUUCCUGAAUUCCCAAUUGCACCUGAAAUUGCACUGGAACUGCUGAUGGCUGCGAACUUCCUAGAUUGUUAAAUAAAAUAAAUUAUAAUAAACUGUUAACUUUUUUCAGUAUUUA
Messenger RNA from Zalophus californianus (California sea lion), 537 nucleotides. Its product is annotated as elongin-C. Gene Ontology annotation, molecular function: protein-macromolecule adaptor activity. The transcript has a single exon. Bases 156 to 494 code for a protein of 112 amino acids. NCBI's taxonomy places the organism in Eukaryota, Metazoa, Chordata, Mammalia, Carnivora, Otariidae. Gene Ontology annotation, biological process: ubiquitin-dependent protein catabolic process. Gene Ontology annotation, cellular component: elongin complex. The record is from RefSeq and is a predicted model, not a curated record.